Morone saxatilis (striped sea-bass) is the source of this 3867-nucleotide messenger RNA. It is a transcript of the gene b3glctb, whose product is annotated as beta 3-glucosyltransferase b. The record is from RefSeq and is a predicted model, not a curated record. Bases 115 to 1554 code for a protein of 479 amino acids. Gene Ontology annotation, cellular component: membrane. Gene Ontology annotation, molecular function: acetylglucosaminyltransferase activity. Lineage: Eukaryota; Metazoa; Chordata; Actinopteri; Moronidae. The transcript is spliced from 15 exons.
CUCUCUACAGUCGUUCACAGACUUCUGCCUCUACAGGAAUGUAAGCUAACCACUUUCUCCACUUCGCCAUGAAAACACGGUGAUUUCAUACGAAAACCGGCAGCCACAGAAACCAUGUCACGCCAUAAUGCGGUUAACGGAUGCAAACUGGUCGCUGUGGUUCUUCUUUGGUUCGGUUCCUCUGCUGCAGACAAACACACAAGUCGUGCUCAUGCAGCAGAGCACCAGGAGCACACCGCACACAGCUCUGUUGGAUUGGAGGACGUGGCGUUAGUGAUCCAGAGUCAGAGGAACUCUUACCACGCCCAUCGAGCCGGGCAGAGGAAGGAGGAGAUCCUGCAGCAGGCUGCUCAACUGAGACAGGGAGUUCCAGUUGUUCUUCUUCUCCAUGAGCUGUCAGAGUAUGAAGGAGAUUGGAGUAUCCUCCCUGUGCUUCCUCAUCUCUAUGCCAAUUAUGGCCAAUCAGCAUCCUGGUUUUUCUUCAUAGAGGAGGAAACCAGAGUCACACUGCCUGCUCUGCUGCAGGUCCUCCGCAGAUAUCAAGCCCAAAAGGAAUGGUUUUUGGGUAAGCAUCUCCAUGACAACGAGGCCUCCAUCAUCCACCACUAUGCCUUCUCUGAAGACCCUGGUUCCUUUAGCUACCCUGACCCUGCAGCAGGCUGGGCUCUCAGCACCCCACUGCUCCAGAGACUCGCUGAACGGAUCCAAUACGAGCAUCUGAAGUCAGAUUUUACCAUCGACUUGAAACAUGAGAUUGCGUUGUAUAUUUGGGAGGAAGGAGCUGGUCCAAAGCUGACAGCAGUUCCAGAGUUUUGCACAGAGAGAAGAGAAAACUGUGCUACGACAUUUACAACCUACCUUCCCAACUGUGGUGAUCCAGUGUCGAAGAAAGAUGUAUUUGUUGCUGUGAAAACUUGCCAGAAUUUCCACUCAGACCGAGUAUCAGUGGUGAAAGCAACCUGGGAGAAAGACGCUGAGUUUUUAGAGUUUUACAGCGACGUCACUGAUGCCUCCAUACCCACAAUCAGUCUGGGAGUGCCCAAUACUGAGAGAGGACACUGUGGAAAGACAUUUGCCAUCUUAAGGCGCUUCCUGAGCAAAGCUGUGCCAAAGGCUGAUUGGCUACUCAUUGUUGAUGAUGAUACACUCAUCAGUUUACCCAGGUUGCGGCGACUGCUGCGUUGCUAUGACCCAAAAGAUGCAGUGAGCCUGGGGGAGAGAUACGGCUACGGCUUGAUUCAGAACGGAUACAGCUAUACCACAGGAGGAGGAGGGAUAGUGCUCAGUAGGGCGGCGGUGUCCAGGCUCGUUUCCAGUGGUUGUAGCUGCUACAGUGAUGAAGCUCCUGAUGACAUGGUGCUUGGCAGGUGCUUCACGUCCCUGGGUGUUCCCAUCACACACAGUCCGCUGUUCCACCAGGCCAGACCAGACGACUACUCUGAGACAUUGAUCUCCUUGCAACAGGCCAUCUCCUUCCACAAGCACUGGAACAUAGAUCCCGUGGCUGUCUACAAACACUGGCUCCAGGACACACAUCCACGAGAUGAACUUUAGAAGUAAAGUGUGUAUGUAAAGUGAAUGUAUACUGAUCAGUAGACAAUUAAUUCAGAUUUGCAGAAGAGCAAAGAAGCAGCCACCACUACAGGAAAUGUAAUAGCCUAGCUACUGUGGAGGUACCAGGCAAACAGUCCCUGAAACAUAAUUCUUGUGAGCUUUUAUAUCUGCAUUGAUAAAUAUUUUUGAUAUCAACAAUAAUUCAAAUGACUGUUUGCAAUUGAAUUAUCACCCAAGAAGUCUCCACAGAUCCUUUUGUUUAUUGACCUGACACCGGCUGUAUGAUAGAGUCAGAGCAAGAAAACAAAGGAAACUUGCUGAAUGGAUGCUAAUACGCCUCUGCUGUAUGUGUAAAGGUGAUUGUUUGCUAACCUGUUAGCCAUAACAGCUGUAUAAGCCAUGGGUAUAAGAAUAUCGGCGUGUCUGUCAGCCUGUUUUGAGGUUUUUUUGUCCCGUAGUGGCCGAUUACUGUAAUGCAGCUUUAAUGGAAUCAGACAUUUUCAAAAUUUAAAGUGAAGUUAGCUACUGAAAUCCGCGCUGAAAAAAAAAGACUUAAGGGCAAAUCACUGCAGGCACGGCCACUUCAAAGACACCUUGGCACAGCGGUUUGGGCAAAACAGGUGGUGCGCCUGUGGAGCGGGACUGUAUGCGUAACUGGGUAGAUUAAAUAUAAGUGGGGGAAAAAAUUGAUUCAAGCAGAUGGUGAGAUCUUUUCAUUGCUGUCUCUCAAAGACAAGUAACCUACAUGAAACUAUCACAACAUGAGCUAUGAAUUUCCCUUUUCCCUCUUGUAUGCUUCGUACCUCUCACAUCUACCAGCAUUGAAACAAGAAGGAAGUGGUAAAGUAGUAAACGCCCACCUCUGGCCUGAUUCGAUUGGCUGCCUGGGCCAUGUGUGACAUUGAUGAGAGGUGUGACUCUGUGCUUUGCGCUGAAAAGUUGAGCAUAUUAGGUUUUCCUGCCCCAAAAAACUACGCAUUUCUAGCGACGCAUCGUGGUGUGAUCGCCCCUCUAAGAGUCGGUAGUAUCUCUUCAGGGCUUUGAGCUAUAAUGCGAAGAAGCUGACAUACUUAUGUUUACCGUGGUUAGCACGUAGUUAAGUAUGUUAGCAUGCUAACAUUUGAUUGUUGGGAAUUGUAUUAAUUUUACAGAUAUUUGGUCAUAAAGCAAAGUACCAUGAAUUUCUGUACCAUACCAACAUUUUGAGAAUCAAUCCUAUAAUUAUUGCGAUAUUUGUACCAAAGUAGCGGACUGAUUGACUGACGUGAAACUAGUGUUGCCAAAAACAGUAGGAGCACUUUCAGGUUUUUCUUAUGUCAAUGGCAAUUAGAGGGACUGCACACUGAUUCAGCAUUAAACCACUGCUUCUUUGGAAUUGUGAGAGUGGAUGUGUCACUGCUGUCACUUUACCCCCAAACUACAUUUGAACCAAAUCAUAAACCAAUAUGUUUAAUGUAGUUUUAUGUUUAUGUGUUAUAAUUUCUAACCUAUUUCUUGUUUGGGUAAUUAAGUGUAACAGUGAGAAAUGGUAAGAAUGAUUUGUGCUGUAUUGGUGAAGAGACAUCCAAUUUCUAUUUUAUUGUAUGAAUUUAACCAGGCAAGUCCCCUCAGAUCUGCCAUGACAGCAGCAUAAAAAGUGCCAAACUUGACAAUACAACAGCUAACAUGAAAUACUAAAAAACAGAUAAUAAUAUUAAGAAGGCUAAAAUAAACUAGGAAUACAGAAAAGUAACAAAGGAGUCACCAUAGAAUUUGAUUUUACUUAGACAUAUCAGAUUCCUCAAUUUAAGUUAAAUUUUAACUGCCAACCAGAGAUUACCAUGAACAUUUAUUUCAGUAAUAUUUUUAAUAUAUUGUGGUCAUGUCACUUCCAGACGAAUGCACUUUUAAAAGAUAGAAUGACAUUUGUGGAUAUAUGGCACAAAUGAGUUAUAUAUAUAUUUCUCAAAAUGUCAAACUCUUCCUUUAAAGCUUAAAUUUUUAUAAAUAUUUAUAUUUUUAGUAACUCUGAAACUGACUUCUGCGUGAAAGGUUUUGUGUACAUGUUUUAUGUAUUUGCCACAUUGGAAUAUGAUUGGGUGAAUGAGUUUAAUAGAAUUUCGUUUUUGGUCUGUGGAGAGCAAAACUGUGUACGUUACUGAGUGUCCACAUGUAUAAGAGCGGGAUUACAACCGCAGCUGGCAAACCUGCAUUAAAAUGCCAUUCUGCAGCUGUGUUUGUGAAUAUUUAAAGGUUUGUUUGUGCUUGCUGAAAAACUGUUAUUUCCUUAAAUUAAAUGAGAUUUUUUAAAUCAUUUCAAAAUAAAUAUUCAUU